Messenger RNA from Fusarium odoratissimum NRRL 54006, 3287 nucleotides. RefSeq lists its product as uncharacterized. NCBI's taxonomy places the organism in Eukaryota, Fungi, Ascomycota, Sordariomycetes, Hypocreales, Nectriaceae. The record is from RefSeq and is a predicted model, not a curated record. The transcript has 3 exons. The coding region runs from base 1289 to 2416 and encodes 375 amino acids.
CUGCUCUGAUAUGUAUAGCAUUUAGUCAAAAUUAGGGCAUAAAAGAAGGCAUAGUCGCCCACGGGAUACUGUGAAACACGAGUCUCAGUCCCAGAACCGGCUGAUGGAAUAACAUGUAAGAUGAGCAACUUCUUGGUGCCUGAUAUUCGGUAGGGCACAAUAUCGAGCUUUUGACAGGGCCUUUCACGCCCAUAAACCCACAGCACGCCCCUCAUUAAACUAGAAAGCAGCCAGCAUCAAGACUUGGGCCCCCUUUGCUGGAAAAGGAGUCCACAUUGCAUCCCACUCACUCUUACACUGGCCGAUUCUCCCCCUCGUCUUUCUCAACAAGAGAUCCACUUCACAACCUCUCAGUCUAUCAAGUCCACCCCUCAUCGACGGAAUUUCGAGGGCCCCAAGGGUCUAGCUAUUUCUUUCCAAGCUCAGGCUCGGUCGUGUGGCCUCGUUCAAGAAAGAUUUGAUCCAAAGUUGGGUCUCUUGACUUUAGUUCAGACCCCUGUUUAUCCAUCGCUCGUCCCAGAGAGCGGUUGGUGCGCCGCCUCGUGCCCUCGCAGAGUUGAAAUUGCUACAUUUGUUGAUCGUGUUUCCCUCCACUCCCACCUACCAUCCCGCCCAUCUGGUUCCGUCUUCCGUCCGUCCUCCCGUUGCCUUCCCGCCUUGGAUCAAACUUGUUCCCCUUUGCUCCCGCACAUCGUCUCUACGCCGUCGCCGCACCAGCACUUUUGGGGCUCGAUAUAAAAAGUGCUAGAUCAGUGCUAUUGUAUGUCCGAACCAAGCACUUCCUUUGCCCCAUGGGCGCCCUAACAUAUACUUACUUGUGUGACUCCAUGCCAGGUUACGGCCCUGCUCUUUCAAACUACUGUGCUAGGUCACUGCCCAGCCCGCUCUCUAUCCACGAGAAACCCGAACCACCUCGCUUCGACCAACGCUAAAUCACACCGAGUCUCGCAUAUCCGUCCACCUUCGGCACCCCGUGGGACCUCUUGGCCGGUUUCCAUUUACUCAGCUACAACCCUCUACCCCCUGAAGCCGAACAAUCUUGUCCUAGCACCUGGGCUCAAUAUUCCUCGCACAGCAACCAUUUGUCCGUCUCGUUCACAUUAGAAGCGAGCUUUGCCAAGGCACCUCACUAGACUUGCAGAGCUGAAGCGUGUUUUGCUGUAUAUUUCAUCUACACCUUCCCAUAUAUCGCCUUCGCGCCGCCGACGUCGAGGCACCUGCACCGUCACCUUGACCCCACGUUUGCGCACGAUUAUAUCACGACCCGAAUAACAUAACUCUCGCGACCAUGGCCGAGAAGCCUUCGGUCUUGAUUAUUGGAGGGCUUGGCUACAUUGGCCGCUUCCUGGCCCUCCACAUCCACCAGAACGAGCUCGCUUCUGAUGUGAGGCUCGUUGAUAAAGUCCUCCCUCAACUCGCAUGGCUGGCUCCUGAGUUCUCCGAAGCCUGUUCACAAGACAAGUUUAUGCAGGCUGAUGCCAGCAGACCUGAAGGAUUGGCACGAAUUUUUGACCGACCAGAUGGAAAACAAUGGGACUAUGUUUUCAACUGUGGAGGUGAGACGAGGUACUCACAGGAGGAUGAGGUCUACAAGCUUCGAUCAUUGAACCUUUCUAUUGCAGUGGGCAAAGAGGCGGCCAAAAGAGGAGUCAAGGCCUUUGUUGAGCUGAGCACAGGCAUGGUGUACAAGUCCGACUCAUCACCAAGCAAAGAGGGAGAUAAGCUCAAACCUUGGAACCGGAUUGCUGUGUUUAAGUUGCAGGCUGAGGAGGAGCUCUCUAAAAUUGAAGGCCUCAACCUCAUCAUCGUGCGUUUACCACACGUCUAUGGACCUUAUGCCUCUCAGUGGGUCGCGACGGCAUUGUGCAUGGCUCGCACCUAUCAACACCUUGAAGACGAAAUGAAGUGGCUUUGGACCAAGGACCUCCGAACUAACACAGCACACAUUGACGAUGUAACACGGGCUCUGUGGGAAAUCGCAGCAUGGUUUGAUGCAGGCAAGGCGAAGUGGGACGAGGCCAGUAUGGGCAAGAUCCCCAUCUUGAACAUCGUGGAUGAGGGUGCGACAAGUCAGGGCACCAUAGCGACAAUUAUUGGUGAUAUUUUCAAGAUUGAGACAGGUUUUCAGGGCCAGCUUAUCAGCACAUUUGCUCGACUCAACCUCGAUAGUGUUGUGGACGAUGUUAAUGACGAGCUUCUGGGACCAUGGGCCGACCUCCUCGCAGAUGCGGGCAUUACACGACCGGGCCCGCUAACUCCAUUCAUGGAGAAGGAAUUACUCAAGGAUACGGAUCUCAGUAUGGACGGAACGCGGCUCAAGACACUGUUGGGGUUUGAGUACAAGAAACCUGCCCUCACGAAGGAGUUGAUUGAGGAGGUGAUCGAGAGCUACAAGAAGAUGAAGUGGUGGCCUUGAGCGGGGCCGGGAAAUGGUUGAAGACGACAUAUGCGACGUGACAUGACAUGAUUUGUAUGGCGUGCGUAUGCAUGCAUGCAUGGAUGAAGAUUCGCAUUGAUUUUGGCUUGUUUCUUGCAUGAACUCGACUUAGCGAAGAACCCGCCUGUUGCUGGAAGAGACGGACGAUACCCGGGACGACGAAAGCCAACGGCAUGAGGAGCAGGGCCAGCAAGACUCGAAAGGGUUGAGCUUCAGCUGAUUUAGUGUCAGAUGAGAAUUGGCGCAGCUAACAGGUGAUGAUGAUGUCUGGGGAGGUAGAUGAAGAUGCUAUACAUGCACGACCUGGAUGCUAGGGGAUACGGAGGGCAAAGGUCGUAGGAGAUGGAGUGUACCCGAGUAGAGGGUAGGCUAAUAAUAUAGGCAAAUAUACUAGUUACAUGUUAGAUGGGGGUUUCGCUGCUUGUGAUGUCGGGCAUAGUUAUGUGUACACAGCAUUGCCCAUGGGAAUCGUUCCGACAAGGGUAGGAUGAUCUGGGGAUCUAUAAAUGAUAGGAAAGAAUGCUUGCUGUGACUUGAGCCGAGGCUUAUGAUGGUUAAACAACAUGUGGAAGCGAAAUGGUGAAGUUGGAGUCGCAGUACCCAUGCGAAGGUGGAGAUUGAGGUUGAGCAAUGCGGGGAUGAGACUUUGGGGGAGACUUCUUGGUCGACGUCGUGAACUUUUGAGAAUAUGAGGGUUUGACAUGUUGGGGUGAUGUUGCUAUGAGAUCCAUGCCAAGUGAAUAAGCACCUCCUGCAAGGGGUAAUAUCAUAAGAUGAGUGAGAGGGAAGACGUCAUUCUUUGCAACGACAACUGAAACUUGUAUAAGGUAGUACGGAGUACGGAUAGGGA